This is a messenger RNA of Phialemonium atrogriseum, 2604 nucleotides long. Its product is annotated as glycoside hydrolase family 55 protein. The record is from RefSeq and is a predicted model, not a curated record. NCBI's taxonomy places the organism in Eukaryota, Fungi, Ascomycota, Sordariomycetes, Cephalothecales, Cephalothecaceae. The transcript is spliced from 6 exons. Gene Ontology annotation, molecular function: polygalacturonase activity. The coding region runs from base 226 to 2511 and encodes 761 amino acids.
AAUAGCCAAGGAUGCAGCUGUCCUGCCAAAUACGGCGUAGCUGCCUCGGCCCAGACUCCAAGCGCAUGGCCUCAUACCGGGCACCGAAAUUGAGGGAUGCGCGACCAAGACCUCGAAUGGAACCAUAUAUAAAAUGUUUCCGCUCGGCCUCAACUUCCACUAUGCCCUGGCUAGGAGUUCUCGCAGCAUCUCAUCUCCAUUGGUUGCGCAACAGACGGCGCUACGAUGAAGGUCGCGGCAACCAUCGUCCUUCUGCUAGGAGCAGCAUCCGCCGUGCCAACCCCUGACAACAAUGACACCGCCAAUAGCCUCCCAAAGCGGGCCACAAGCUUCUGGUAUGCCAAUAUGGACCACACGGGGCAGUAUCGCGGCUACGCCCCCGACCUCGACAACGACUUUACGUACCCGGUGUUCAAGUCUGUAGAUCCCGGCAACGGGGCGGCCAUCCAGGAUGCUAUCAAUGCUGGCACCAACGGCGCCAGCCGCCAUGGCAAGUGGCUAGCCUCUCAGCCGAGGGUCGUCUACAUACCCCCUGGGACCUACGAGAUCAGCCAGACGAUCCACAUGAAUACGGAUACCAUUCUCAUGGGCGACGCCACAAAUCCACCCAUAAUCAAAGCUGCCGCUGGCUUCUCCGGUGACCAGACUCUGAUCUCUGGGCAAGAUCCAACGACGGAGGAAUCCGGAGAGCUUUCCUUCACUGUCGGCCUCAAGAACCUGGUUCUUGACACGACAGGCAUUUCCGGAGGUAAUGCCUUCACGGCGCUGUGGUGGGGCGUCGCCCAAGGGGCCCAGCUGCAGAACGUCAAGAUCAGCAUGGCGUCCUCUGUCAACGGUAAUGGACACACCGGCAUUCGUCUCGGGAGGGGUUCGACUCUUGGUCUCGCCGACGUGCGAAUUGAACGCGGUCAGAACGGCAUCUGGCAUGAUGGGCACCAGCAAGCGCUCUAUAAGAGCAUAUACUUCUACCAGAACACCAUCGGCAUGCUUAUAACGGGGGGCAACACGAUCAGCAUCAUAGCUCCCACGUUCGACACCUGCGGAACCGGAGUCCGGAACACGGGCGGAUCCCCCUGGAUUGCACUCAUCGACGCCAAGUCCAUCAACUCAGGCGUGACCUUCAUCACGACCGUCUAUCCGUCCUUCCUAAUCGAGAACCUCAGCAAGGACACUAACUCGGACAUCGCCCAAGUACCCAGCGGCACCGUCCUCGGCCCGCAGAGCCACGUCAACACCUUCACGUAUGGGAACACGGUCGGCCGCAACCCCGUCUACGGGGCGACGACCUCGACCAACACGCGCCCGGCCGCCCUAGCGCCGAACGGCAACUUCCCCGUCCUGCCGGCGCCCAACUACGCCGGCAACCCGGCGACGGACUUCAUCAACGUCAAGGACCCGUCGCAGAACGGCGGCCACACCGUGCUGGGCGACCACACGGUCGACGAGGCGGGCGUCCUCAACCAGGUGCUCGCGCACGCCGCCGGCACCGGAAAGAUCGCCUACUUCCCCUUCGGCAAGUACCGCGUCGACUCGACGCUCGUCGUGCCGCCCGGGUCGCGCAUCGUCGGCGAGGGCUGGGCCACCAUCACGGGCAGCGGGGCCUUCUUCGCGGACGCGUCGAACCCGAAACCCGUCGUCGCCGUCGGCAGCGGCGGCGACGUCGGCACCGCCCACAUCCAGGACAUGCGCUUCACCGUCUCGGACGUCCUCCCUGGCGCCAUCGUGCUGCAGUUCAACAUGGCCGGCUCUGCCCCGGGCGACGUCGCGCUGUGGAACUCGCUCGUCACCGUCGGCGGGACGCGGGGCGCCCAGGGCCUGACGGGGGCGUGCGGCGACGCCCGGGCGCAGUGCCGCGGCGCCUUCCUGGGCCUGCACUUCGCGCCAACAUCGUCGGCGUAUGUCGAGAACGUGUGGAACUGGGUGGCGGACCACACGACCGAGGACUUCUCGGGGGGCUCCAACAUCGCGGGCAAGGGCGGCGCGCUGGUCGAGUCGACGCGGGGCACGUGGCUGCACGGGCUCGGCAGCGAGCACUGGUGGCUGUACCAGCUCAACCUGCGCGGGGCGCGCAACGUGCUCGUGUCGAUGCUGCAGAGCGAGACCAACUACGACCAGGGCGACAACGCGCUGCAGGUGCCUCCCGCGCCGUGGGUGGCCGAUGUCGCCGGCUGGGGGGACCCGGACUUCUCGUGGUGCGGCGGCGGGGACAAGCGAUGCAGGAUGGGGUUCGCAAACUAUAUACAGGGAGGGUCCGACAUAUACACGUACGCGUCCGCGUCGUGGGCCUUCUUCAGCGGGCCGGGAUACCAGUCGUGCGCCGGCCAGUAUCAGUGUCAGAACUACAUGCACUGGAUCGCGCAGACGCCGACAAACCUGCAGGCGUUCGGUCUGUGCUCUAAGGAUACCUGGGCGACGCUACAUCUCGCGGAUGGCACGAACAUCGUGACUGACGAUGGCUUCACCGGGUCGUGGCCGGAUUCUGGCGGCGAUGUGGGCCGGUAUACACCUUGAUAUGGUCUGUGUUGGGUUGCCGCUUAAGCCAUUUUUGAAACUUUAUAAAGUACCUAGGUACAUAUAUAAAGGGGAAUUUCUCCAGGGGCAUGC